This is a messenger RNA of Dermacentor albipictus, 3957 nucleotides long. The record is from RefSeq and is a predicted model, not a curated record. Lineage: Eukaryota; Metazoa; Arthropoda; Arachnida; Ixodida; Ixodidae.
AGGAGCCUCAGCUGCGCUGAGAGCGCUGAGACUGCCGAAGCGGUCACUGUCGGCGCUCGUUGGUGUCAUGAUACAGCACUUCGCUUCACCGCUCCUAGAUGGAAGCACCCUCCCUGUCAAGAAAUCAUAUUUUACGCGUUCACCGCCGACGUCACAUCCGUUAGAGGAAGUUGAUGGUGCACCCUGGAAGACCACCAGGAAGGGCUAUUUAACCCCGCACGAGCGAGGCUCGAGGUCUUCCAACCUUGAGCCGGGACUAUGGACAAAGACGGGACCAGCCACGACCUACGACCAGGUCCUACGACCAGGAAGCGACAAGACGCAUUCCUGCAAAUAACAAGCUUCUUUACCAAACUGCCAAAGGCCAGGGUGCAGGUCCGUGCCGGCCAAUCCACUGUCCAGGAAAAGGCUUGUCGAGCCACACUCAAGACUGACUACUACUAUGCGCAGGAGCACCAUCAUGUUGAAACCAGAUGUUCCGAAGCUUUGGCCACUCCGAGCGGAAUCGGGACCUGGACCUGGACUGGGACCGGGAUCGGGACCGCGACCUUGACCUGGACUGGGCCCGGGACCUUGAGCGGCUCGCCGAGGAUUCUGAGCUGAACCACCGCAGGCGGCUUCGCCUUGGCCUUCCUCCAUCAUUGUCGUCGUCUUCCUUCUUCCUUCCGGGUGGAGGAUGCUUUUUGGUGAAGGCGAUCCGCAAGACUCCGGCUCGCGAGACCAUGCCGCUGGUAAUGGUGGCAACGUGACGAAAGACGAGUGGUCGAAAGUGCGCCUGCGAAUAUGAAAUAUUUGUUCACAUAUCGCUCGUAAGAGCUCGUUCAUUGAAAAUUUCAUCUCAGCGACUGGUGCAAAGUGUGGAGUCAAGUUGAACGCGCUAAGAAAAUGAAUGAUCGCACUCGAGGCACAUCCACGCAAACCAUGCGGAAAUAAUUGCGACCACCCGGCAGCGCUAGAAGGAAAGCACUGAGUCAACACCGCAGAAGAAGAGUUGCGAUGUGGAUACUUAUUUGUUCGUGUGCAGGGUAACGCCAUGUCUCUUUUUUUCUUUUUUUUUGCUUAACGUAUUACCAUCGCCUGUUUUCUUUGCUAUUCUUUAUUGACGGAGCUAAGGAGUAAAGGGGCGAAGUAGCGUACAUGCGCCUUCAAAAUAGCAGCGCGCCUUCAAAAUAGCAGCGCGCCUCGGCUGGAUAACUCGUGUAGCCUCCUAGCCGAGCCAGAAACGCUUCCAUCCUGCCGCGUUCUUUCAGUGAAGCCUUUGCAAAUACCUCGAUUUCUUUCGGAGUCAUCAAUCAGUUUCGGAGCAGCCGUUGUUUUUUCAUAUUUCUUUUUGUGCAGUUACUUCGCUUUCUUACUGUUCGCCCAUUUUCUCUUAUACUUGUCCAUGUCGUCUGCUCCAUUCUUCGGCGCAGUCCACGGGUCAGCAGUAAGCCCCUGGCCGACGCUGUACAACCCUGCUACUGCGAUGGUCCAAGGAGGCUGUCUGCUGUGAAGUGUUUCAAAGAACGCAGCUUGAUGAAUGGUUGCAGUCCCCACCUUGCGCUAGUGGCUAAGGAUACACUUCGUUUCGUUCACUGAGAGGCACGAACAAAAGUAGUGAAAAACGCUCGCGUGGCCGAAUACACCAAGGGCUUGUGUUUACAACUGCUUUUUCUCGAUCCUGCCCGCAAGCAGGCUUCGGCUGAACAUCGUCGAAAAACCUUGACGGAGAGCUUUAUAUGCUGGUCCCUGUAGAAAAUCGCUGUGACGCAGCCUUCGACGGAAACUUUCCGCGAUCAAUAGUGAUAAAAAGAAAUCAAUGUUCUACACAGAAAACAAGAGGGCUGUCAUUUUCGGCACAACAGCGUUAAGCUCAUCUUUUCUUUAGGACGUGAUGCGGACCUUCAGCGCGAUACAUUGUAGACGACACCAGAUUCACAUGCCACUUAGCGCUUCUACGUAUACGGCCGCCGAUGAGCGGUUUCGCGGACCUGUUUGCAAUUUUCCCUCGCCUGGUAUCGCGAAUCGCAUGGUAUCGGAACACGACGCUGCACCUGCCUCGCGUUGUUUCCCUUCCCUACGUGAUAACCCUAAAGUUGUCUCGUAGCGAAGCGGGCCUCUGUGACACUCCGUUCGCUCCAAAAGGUUUCCAUCUCUCUCUUUUUUUCUUCUUUUUUAUGGUGACUACCGUUUACGAGAGUAUAAACGUGGUCCUCACUGAGUAUGUCUGUCAGGUUGUCGGUCAUCAGCGCCAUUCAGGUGCAUCCACCCCUCUACCAUGGCAAUUGCGUUGAAGUGAUAAAACAGUGGGAGUAUGUGAUGAACCUCGGCGUACCUGUGGUGAGGUAAUUACACAAUCGCCCCUUUAAACGUGUUUUGGGAAGAUUAGGGUUGCAAGACUUGAACGUUAAGCGCCUCAGUAAAAACACAAAUGCGAUGAGAUACGCGACUUUGCGCACACUUCGCGGAGCACUACAGUCUGAACUGAACUCAAUUCUGUGGCUGUACGGGCCAAAACCACGAUUUAAUUAUCCGGCACACCGUAGUGGAGGACUCCGGAUUAAUUUUGCCCACCAGGAGAUUUUUACCGUGCCCCCAGUGCACGAGACACGGGCGUUUUUGCAUUACGCCCCCAUCAAUAUGUGGCUAACACGGCCGUAAUUUGAUUCCGCGACCUCAUGCUUAGCAGCGCGACACCAUAGCCAUCAAGCCACCGAGGGGGAUAUUAGAGUGUGGUGCUGUGUACAGACCCCAGCAAUCAAAAGAGAAUGACUACAAUCUGGCGUUCCAAGCAUUGGAACGCUAUGCGCGAAAGUGAACAGGCCAUAUACGAAGAGACCUAGAGGGGAAUCAGGGCAUUGCAAGCGCUUGGAUGCGAUGCGAUACAGGGAACAGCCAGAUCAUUAGCGGCACGAGCAUCGACUGACACUCUUGUUUUUGUGCCGCACUUCCGAUUCACUUCCUGAGACGUCGGCGGAGGAAAUCCAAAAUGAAGCAGAAAAAAAAAGAAAAAGAACAGUACAGUACACUGUUCAUGGGUUUCAUUACAGACAUGAUAUGAGAGCAUAAGUUUAGUUAGAAGUUGAGUAACUAAAGUGUCUGGAAUAAUUCGAAUCAAUUAGAAAUCCCUGAAUUUUCGCACACGAAAGCACGGAAUCGUGGACUUUAGAUAUUUGCCACGCGAGCACGACUUUGGCGAAAUUACUGGAAACUCGAAAGUAGAAAGCGGAAGUAUUGACGUUACUAAUGACGUCCCGCGCACAUGACGCUGAAAUGCUAUUUAACCAUAUAAGUAAAGGAAAACAGUUCCCUCCGAGUUCGGUUCAUGCGUUUCGUUCGCCUAACGUCAAGAUAAAGAAUACCAACACCGAGGUGCGAGUGCCACCAAGUGAAAGAUUAGGGUCGCUUACCACUUUUAUUUUUAAAGCGAAGCCUUCUUCACGUCUUUCUUCGACUUCCGCCGCCGCUGCUGCUGCGGCUGCUGCUGCUGCUGCUGCUGCUGCUGCUGCUGUGGUCCUGCACGCCGCUAACGCCGGCCACGUCGGGAUAUAGUUGAGAGGCACGCCACUAACGCAGGUUGCGUCGGGACGUGGGUGAAACGUUGCUAUGCCACAAAAACAUGAAAGGCAUGCACUGUCGGUGUUUUGGUUCUUGGCAUUUGUUUAUUAGCUGUCAUUCUGAAAAUUCCGAGGAAUAGCUUUCUAAAGAAUGUAAGACAAGGUAUGCGCCACAUGGAGGGAUGUGCGGUUGUGGUUCAAAAUGAUUAUUUGCCGAGCGACGCCCGCGGCGUCGACACCGGAUUUCGUGCGACGCGGGGCCCUAACCCUAUCGCGUUAGUAAAUGACACUAGUGUGGCACAAAGGAAAUGCGACCGUAGAAGCUCGUGUCAACAUUUACGCCGCGUCGCAUGUGUACAAUGUCCUCUGGACGCCGUAACUAGGCGUGAGCCCCCACAAAUGUAGUGCAGGAUCUGCCGCG